Messenger RNA from Theobroma cacao (cacao), 468 nucleotides. RefSeq names its product LYR family of Fe/S cluster biogenesis protein. The record is from RefSeq and is a predicted model, not a curated record. Lineage: Eukaryota; Viridiplantae; Streptophyta; Magnoliopsida; Malvales; Malvaceae. Gene Ontology annotation, biological process: iron-sulfur cluster assembly.
UCAAACAAACCUGAAACCCCCGCUCUCUCUCAAAAAAAAAGAAAGAGCUAAUGGCGGCGUCGGGGGUAGCAUCGCCGACAAGAACGGAGGUUUUACAGCUUUACCGUUCACUGCUGCGAGUGGCACGGCAGUUCUGUGACUACAACAUAAGGGAGUACACAAAACGACGAACCAUCGAUGCGUUUCGAGACAACAAGAACUUAACAGACCCUUCUCAGCUGUUCGCCGCUUUCUCCGAUGGCAAAGCUCAGCUGGAAGUCGCUAAACGACAAGCCGUCGUUUAUUCCCUCUAUGCUCCUAAUGUCAAAAGCAUUAUGGAUAUUAAGCCCUCUUAAAAAAUUACUUUUUGCUUCCUUUUAUUUUUUAGAAAAAAGAAAUAAACUGUGAUUUAUUGAGAAAAAGUAAGUGUUUUUAUGGUGUCUGAAGUUGAAUUUUUGUUAUUUAAUACAAGUUUUCGAUUAGUGGCAU